AUGGGCCCCUAUACCGCCUCCUCAUGCUGCUGCCAGGCCCCUAAUCUGCCAUGGGCCCCUAUACCGCCUCCUCAUGCUGCUGCCAGGCCCCUAAUCUGCCAUGGGCCCCUAUACCGCCUCCUCAUGCUGCUGCCAAGUCCAGAGUCUGUCAUGGGUCCCUGUACGGCCUCCCAUUGCUGCUGUCUCCAUCGCCACACUCUGCCAUGUGCCACUUUCAGGUCUCCUCACACUCCUGCUGGUUUCCAUUUUGUCAUAGGUUGCUGUAUGGCCUCCCAUUGCUGCUGCCUCCACCGCCACACUGUGGCUCCAAACACUGGUUUUGGCCCCGUGACUGGCCAAAUGAGUGAAGUGUGCGGUGAUUCUAAGAUCGACGGCACUCAUCUGCAUGUCAUACUGACUGACAGUAUUAUUUCUCUUCCCCAAGAGCAGACUCCAAGGGCAUUUAAAUUAAAGGUACAGUGUUCUGCACUAAUAUUA
This is a messenger RNA of Staurois parvus, 477 nucleotides long. The record is from the annotation of a GenBank genome assembly. NCBI's taxonomy places the organism in Eukaryota, Metazoa, Chordata, Amphibia, Anura, Ranidae.